Molecule: messenger RNA, 2668 nt
Organism: Mya arenaria
Lineage: Eukaryota; Metazoa; Mollusca; Bivalvia; Myida; Myidae
Exons: 4
Coding region: 303-1256 (317 amino acids)
Source: RefSeq, a predicted model, not a curated record
GCGUAGUAUAGCCAUUCAAUAAUCGAAUAAAACGUAAUAGAUAUUCUUAAAGUCUGUGUUAAAAGUUGUGAAAUCGUGUCGAUCAUUUAUUAGUCUAAUAAAUUAACAAGAUAGACAGUUCAUCCGCCAUGGUCAUGGAUAUAAUAAAAAUGUUUUUUUAAUAAAAAAGUAGAAUUUAAACGUCUGUGGUUUUGUUGUGGUAAAUAGAUUUUGUUUUUGUUUCACGAUAGAUAAAACGUAUUCUGGAGUAUUCUGUGUCGAUCCACAAAAGAUAACCGGUUUUCAAGUAAUACAUGUAAACGAUGGAGUGCCCAGUAGACCCAAACACAAAGAGGUCAAGGUCGGAGUGUCAGUCUGAAGGUGACCAUGAUGACGGGGCCCCUAGCCCGGCCAUGUCUACACCUCUGGUUAAAUUCAGGCAGUCCAUGGGUGCCCGCCGAGACAGCGGCUACGCCUCCUCCCCGGCACUGUCCUCCUCCUCCCGAGCGCAGUCCGCCUCCUCGCCCGGCUUUUCCGGCCUCUCCGAGAGCUACGAGGACGCAAACUUCGUGUUCGCUAACAUGUCCGACAUGGACCUUGGUGAGGACGUGUUCGAAAUGGAAACAUCUAUGGAGAUGUCUGUCAGUGGCGGACCUGAUUAUCCUAAGACAGAUUUGUUUGGCAAUGGUGAUAACAGGGAUGAAGGGGAAAGUCAUGAUGAGCAAGAUGACGACCACAUCGACAACGUUGAUGAAUGUAAUAGUGCUUUUAGUCUAAUGGUCGGAAAUGGUGAAAUUGACGCUCAACAAGCAGAUGAAAGCACUGACCAGGAAGUCGAUGCUAUCUGUAUAGAUGCUUGUGUGCAUCAUGGCGCAUGCGCAUCCCAGCCAAUCCCCAUUCCCCGUCCCACAGCCCCAACCCCAGAGUCCAGCCCCAACAGGCGUUCUUUUGUGCCACUUCCGCAGAACUGUGAGAUGCUGUCACGCUUGAGUGAGUCCGUGCAAGACGCUUCUGGAGGCCCCUCCAUCCAAUUUCCGGCUGGCAUAUCCAGGGAGCGAUCUGCGUCUCUUCCGGAAGUGACGUCACUUAUGCGACAGCGCCAACAGGAAGUGGGCCGCGAGCUCAGACGGAUCAGCGACAUCUUUUUCCGGGAGUACCGGCCUCCACGACGCGGUCGCGCGUUCUCUCUGGAAGUUCCGGCACUCCGGAUCCGCAUCGUCGCCACCUCUGAGCCACUCUUCCGGAACACGUCACACACUCAGACGGGCGAGCGGUGAUCAUUGAGCGGCGAUACAGACGGAAAACACAAGGAUCGUUUCGCGUAUCCGGUACAAAAGAAAACGUCGAUUUACGUUGAUCGCCGUCACUCAUCAGGAUUAAACACUAAUGGACGAAUGGCCGCCAUUAAACACAGACGGACGGACGUACGGCGAUCUUCCGGCAUACAGGAUACUGUGGCUUAUAACUAAAAUAAAAGUUACCAUAGAACUAUUUUUUGUAUCAAGUCUCAAAGUCGGCCGGUUGACAGAUUUGAUAUAUCUUUAAAUCCAUAUCUUCCGCAUAACAUCCAAACAUAUGUGCUAGUUGACGACUUUCCGUCGGAAACAUUUUUAAAACGGCAUUAAAAGAGAUGAGAUUGCUGUCUUUUUAUUUUGUUUUUUAACUGUUAUUUUAAUAUUGUUAUUAUAUAUGAUAUUGAUAAUAUAUAAACCUUUUUUUAUAUAUUUAAAUGACCCUGUUACAUGUGUUCGCUCCAUUUUGAGUCAAAUAGAUAGUUUACCAUUUGGAAAUACAACGAAAUGGAAUAUUAAUUCUGUAGAUUCUGUUUCCAUGACGUUCAGUGUAACUGUUACAUUUGUACAGUUUGUUUUUGUUUAUUUUUGUUUGUUUUUAUUGCUCAUUCUAAAUGUGGCAUUGUACUAUUUUAUAAAAGUAUUGUGUGAUCAGUAUUUGCUCACUUUAAGUACUUCUUAGGAAAAUAAGAAUACAUUUUACACUUAAUAUUAGAAAAAAAAUCAACAUUUCAGGCCCCAUUUUCUCAAAAAUUCUUAGCGUUACUCACUUGAAUGUCUUAUUUCAAAAUUACUUCCUUAAAUUUGAAAGUUGUUUAUCUGAUUGACCUCAAAUAUUAUUUCCUUUACAAGCCUCAAAACUCUCCAAAAAGAGAAUAUUACACAAUUAAUACCACAUCCAAAAAAGCGUGCUGAGCUUAAUCCUGUUAUAAAGGAUUUAAUUUGUUUCGAGAUAUAGGGGCCAGAUCCCAAUUUCUCGAAACUUUUCAAAUCCCUUAUAACAGGAUUGUGCUAAGCUCGCUAUUAUUGUUUUCCUUCUUUCCUUCUUUACGUAAUUUCUACUCUUUUAAAGUUGUUUAUACUUUAGAUAGGUAUUAUUUUUAUGAUUAUAACAAUAAAUCGUUUUUCAGUUAUCAAAUUCAAAUUUAGGUAUGUAAUUUGUCUAAUUGAAAUCAGUUACUUAAGCCUGUUAAAGCUAGAGAAGUUUCGAGACCAUUGCGAUCAGCUAAUCUGCUCUCCUGAUAAAGCGAAUGUUUACCUAGACGGUGUUCCCAUUAAAAACAAACAACCAAUGUCUGUGUUCUAUGUUAAAUGUGCAAAUUUAACUGAUCUCAAUAUUUUGUGUAUAUUUGUUUGUUUGUUUGUUAUACCAUGAAAUAAAUUAAGAUGACAAAAUA